Helianthus annuus (common sunflower) is the source of this 2450-nucleotide messenger RNA. Its product is annotated as pentatricopeptide repeat-containing protein At1g08070, chloroplastic. The record is from RefSeq and is a predicted model, not a curated record. The transcript has a single exon. Gene Ontology annotation, molecular function: zinc ion binding; RNA binding; protein binding. Lineage: Eukaryota; Viridiplantae; Streptophyta; Magnoliopsida; Asterales; Asteraceae. The coding region runs from base 154 to 2259 and encodes 701 amino acids. Gene Ontology annotation, biological process: RNA modification.
AUCCUGUCUCGAAGAUGCCACGAGACUAUAUUGAUAUAAUGCCAUGGCUCCCAGACACCCUCUUAAUUUUUGAAGUGAGAAAUUGAACUGAAGUCCGAAUAGCCUCUCGAGUAUUGUAUUGCAUCACAACGUGUGAGAUCGAAACAAGAAACGAUGAUGGCGGUUGCUGCACCCAUCUCACCCACCAAACCAACCACCACAAAACCCAUAAUAAUCACUCAAUUCCCACUCAACCCAAAACCUCUAAUUCUUCAACAAUGCAGAACCAUAAAAGACCUCAAUCAAAUUCACGCCCAUCUCAUCAAAACCCGCUUCUUAAACCACCCAUCAGUCGCCGAAAACUUUCUCGAAUCCGCUGCCGUCAUCAUACGUCAUCAACCAAUCGAUUACGCCGUAUCCGUUUUCAAGAAUUUAAACGAACCCAAUUCAUCUGCCUACAAUGUCAUGAUAAGGGGACUCACUUUGAACAAUUGUUAUCAUGAAGCUAUUGUUUUAUUUAAGAAAAUGUUGGAAGAUUUAGUUCAGCCUGAUGAGUUUACAUUUUCUUGUGUGCUGAAAGCUUGUGCGAGAUUACGAUGUUUGGAUGAGGGGAAACAGAUUCAUGGGCUGUCGGUGAAGAUGGGUUUUGGGUGUUGUGGGUUUGUUGUUAAUAGUUUGAUUAAUAUGUAUGGGAGUUGUGGGGAGGUUCGGGUUGCACGCCAGGUGUUUGAUGAAAUGUCUGAACGAGAUGUUUUUACGUGGAAUGCGCUUUUUUCGGGGUAUACGAAGAGCGGGUAUUGGAAAGAGGCGGUGGAGUUGUUUCGUUACAUGUUGGAAGUGGAUGCUAAGUUUGAUGAGGUUACGUUGGUUAGUGUUUUGACGGCGUGUGGGAGGGUCGGGGAUUUGGAAAUGGGGGAGUGGAUUAAGGAGUAUGUAGACGCGAAUGGGGGUAAAAGGAAUGUUACUUUGGUUACUGCUCUUGUUGAUAUGUAUGCGAAGUGCGGGCGUGUGGAUAUGGCUAGGAGUUUGUUUGAUCAGAUGCCGCGAAGGGAUGUGGUUGCGUGGAGUGCGAUGAUAUCUGGUUACAACCAAGCGAGUAGAUGCAAAGAAGCGCUUUCUUUGUUUCAUGAUAUGCAAAAGGCUAAUGUGGAACCGAACGAGGUUACGAUGGUCAGUGUGCUUUCUUCAUGCGCUGAACUUGGAGCUCUAGCAACUGGUAAAUGGGUGCAUUUCUACGUAAAGAAGAAAAAGCUACCGCUUACAGUAACAUUAGGAACCGCAUUAUUAGUUUUCUAUGCAAAAUGUGGCUCGACUGAGAAUCUAAUUGAAGUCUUCGAACACAUGCCUAGGAAAAACGUGUUAUCGUGGAGUGUGCUCAUUCAAGGUCUCGCAAGCAACGGACAAGGAAAUAAAGCUCUCAAAUACUUCGAUCUUAUGCUUUCGAACCGUAUAAAACCAAACGUUAUCACUUUCAUCGGUGUUCUUUGUGCUUGCAGUCACGCGGGUCUGGUUGACAAGGGUCGUGCGUUGUUUGUGAGUAUGAGUCGAGAUUUUAAUAUCGAACCAAGAAUCGAGCAUUACGGUUGCAUGGUUGACAUACUUGGUCGAGCGGGAUUGUUGGAGGAUGCGUAUGAGUUUAUACAAAACAUGCCUAUAAAACCGAAUGCGGUUAUUUGGAGAACAUUAUUGGCAUCAUGCAAAGUUCAUAAAAAUGUUACGAUCGGUGAACGGUCAAUCAAGCAGAUAACGAAUUUGGAACCUCUACACAGUGGGGACUAUUUACUUCUAGCGAGUAUAUAUUCGUCGGUUGGUAGGUUAGAAGAUGCAAUUAGGGUUAGAAGUGAGAUGAAACAAAAGGGUAUUAAAAAGACUCCCGGUUGUAGCUCAAUCGAGGUAAACGGGGUCAUUCACGAGUUUUUUUCGGAAGAUAACGCACAUCCUGAAUCGAAGAAAAUUUACGAAGAAACCGAAAAAAUGAUGAAGAAAAUAAAGUCGGCUGGCUAUGUGCCGAAUAUAUCAGAUGCAAGAUUGGAAGCCGAAGAAUAUGAUAAAGAAACGUCGGUGUUUCAUCACAGUGAAAAACUGGCGAUUGCGUUUGGGCUUAUUAAGACUUCUGUUGGUACCCCUAUAAGAAUCUCGAAGAAUUUAAGGGUGUGUACCGAUUGCCACAAUGCAACAAAAAUGAUUUCGAAGGUUUAUCAUAGAGAGAUUAUCGUUAGGGAUCGAAUUCGGUUUCACCAUUUUAAAAACGGGUCAUGUUCCUGCAAUGAUUAUUGGUGAACUCAAUAUUCUUUAUUCCACAUUUUGCCUGUGUACCCCAAGUGUUUGUUUCUUUUAGACUAGAUUAUGUUUGAAUAGAGUUUAUUGAACAACAUUCAUAUCUCAUCAUUAUAGAAGGGACAACAUCUAUAUCAUACCCUUCAAGGGGUGGCGCAAUGGUAAGCGCCUGAUUCCCUCUAGUUCAGAUCUAA